Molecule: messenger RNA, 2093 nt
Organism: Physella acuta
Lineage: Eukaryota; Metazoa; Mollusca; Gastropoda; Physidae
Source: RefSeq, a predicted model, not a curated record
CUUGAGAGAGUUCGCGUACGUAGAUUUGAAGUUUAUUUAUUGAGGGUAAUUUGGUUUCGAAGGAUAUUUUUUAAAAUGUUUCGCAUUGGGAUGAGGAAACGAAAAUUGUUCAGCGCAUGCGCAACGUUCGUCUCAGUGGUUUUAGUUUUGGUGUAUUUGAUAGUUUAUGAUAUAAAUAAUCCAGUGGUGCCGACGUGGAUUAAAACCGACGCGGAUUAUAUCCCUUUGUUUAGGGAUGUGUACACACAAGAUGGCUGGCCGGAAGUGGAGAACAACUCGUCACUUCCGGGCGAGGGUCCGUCCGUCGUCCACUACGUCUGGUGCGGCAGGAAGGUGUACAAGUUCCAGCACCAGCUGAGUUUGUUGAGCGCCGUGAGAAUUCUUCGACCUCUGAAGAUUUAUUUCUACUACCACCACCUGCCGGAAGUCGACGACUUCUGGUACCACACGUGGUUCCAGGAACUGACGCAGUCGGUGCCCAACCUGGUGCUCCGUCACGUGAACUUUGAACUACGAUGCGGGUCGCGUGAUGUUCUAGAACUUGCCGUGAACCGACUCGCUAAACACGGGGGUCUUUACAUAGGAGAAAACACACUGCUCACCAGAUACCCGGAAGAAACGAAAUCCCAGUCGUUUUUUUCAGCAUUUUAUUCUAACACAAGCAUCAAUGACGUCACACAAGGGUUUAUAUUUAGCGCUCGGGUUUUCCCGAAAAACACUAUUGACGAAAAAGUCCGUUCUUUUUUUAGAUCAAAUAUACGUUGCUGUUCAAUGAAGGAUUACGAUUCUCAAAACUCGAAACCAUGCCCUUGUCUUGGCAUCAAGGAAUCUUUGAACCCCAAAGACAUUUGGGAUGGAUCCACACGAUUUUCGGAACUGACACGCUGGAUUUAUUACGGAAAGCGAGGCGUUCAGACAGUCAAACAAACAGACAGACCUCAAGAUUACAUUCCGUUGAUUGCUCAUCUGGUGUGGAUACAAACGAAGAACAUUCUAGACCCGAGAGAGUUCCGGUUCCUGCAUUACCUCAGCGUUAUCUCAGCGCUUCACGUCGCCGGCUUCCAGCGGGUUUUUGUCCACGGGGAUGAGAUACCUCAGGGAGAGUGGUGGGACAAGUUAGGUGGGGAAAACGUCACGUUUGUGAAGAUUGAGCAACCGGAAACAGUAUUCCAGCAAGGCGUUAUCGGUCGCGCCCACCAGUCCGAUGUUUUACGUCUUUCAAUUCUGCUCAAGCAUGGCGGUGUGUACCAGGACAGAGACGUUAUAUGGGUCAGCAAAGUUCCAGACGAUCUCAGGCGCUAUCCUGCCGUGGCGUGCCCUGAUUGGCCGGCAAACGGGGCGUGGCCGGAGGUUUUCAACAUGGGCGUGGUCAUGGCGAAACCAGGGGCGGAGUUUUUGAAACAUUUUCUAAGAACUUUCAGUUACUAUAGAGACGAUAAGUGGGCGUUCAACGCUGUUUUCAUGCCAUACAAGACAUACGAGCAGCAUCCUGACACCUUGUAUGUUGACAGGCACCUGCAGGUAAUUUGCUUCGAGGGCGUGUGCCACCCCACCUGGCACCCCAACUACAUCCGGGGUAUUUACGACCAGAGACCGGUGGAGCCGUUUGACUGGAGGGACGCCCGGGCUUUCCACUUCACUGUCCCCAAACCCCCGGAGUCGCUGUCGUCGCCGGAGAAAAUCAAAAACGGGAAAGAUGUUUUUGCCGAGAUGGGACUGAUGAUAUUGGAGAAGGGUGGCAGGCUGGAUUUGUUGUCAUGACGUCAAAGCGCGCGAGGAUGACGUGUUGUGGCGACGUCAGAGCACCGUAAGACAUGCUGUGAUGGCGUCAGAGAACGGGAGUUGCAUGUGUUGUGAUGACGUCAGAGCACAAGUGUUGGACGUGGUGUGAUGACGUCACAGAACGGGAGUUGGACGUGUUGUGAUGACGUCAGAGCACAAGUGUUGGACGUGUUGUGAUGACGUCAGAGCACAAGUGUUGGACGUGUUGUGAUGAUCUCUGAGUACGGAAGCAGGCAGGCAGACUGAUGACGUCAGAGAAAAAAGGAGUUUGUUGUGAUGACGUCAGAGAAAAAAGGAGUUUGUUGUGAUGA